CAAGAGUUAGAGAAUUUUGUUUAUUUGUUCUGUUUAGAAGAGAAUAUGAUGACUCAUUUGGCUUUUGUAUUUGGCCUCCUAGGCAACAUUGUCUCCUUCAUGGUCUACCUUGCUCCAGUGCCAACGUUUUAUAAGAUUUACAAGAAGAAAUCAACAGAAGGGUUCCAAUCAGUUCCUUACGUGGUUGGAUUAUUCAGUGCCAUGCUUUGGAUUUACUAUGCAUUUCUUAAACCUGAUACAACUCUUCUCAUUACCAUUAACUCUGUUGGCUGUUUCAUUCAAACUUUCUACAUUUGCUUCUUCCUCUUUUAUGCCACCAAAAAAGCCAAGAUGGACACCGUGAAGCUGCUUCUUUCAAUGAACGUCGUUGGUUUGGGCUUAAUCAUUCUGCUAACUCAGUUUUUCUCAAAAGGCUCCAACCGUGCUCAAAUUGUCGGAUGGAUUUGCCUUAUAUUUUCUUUCUGCGUCUUCGUUGCACCUUUAGGUGUUCUCCGACAAGUUAUAAGGUCCAAAAGUGUGGAGUAUAUGCCAUUUCAACUAUCAUUUUUUCUGACAUUAAGUGCCGUUAUGUGGUUUUUCUAUGGUCUACUACGCAAAGAUUACAAUAUUGCUAUACCAAACGUGCUGGGAUUUAGCCUUGGAGUGAUUCAAAUGACUCUUUAUUUGAUUUACAAGAACGCAAAAAAGGUGACCAAAGAAGUGAGAUUAGAAAAUACAGAAACUGUUGUUGAUGAAGAGCUUAAGCUUUCUGAAGAAAUGCUGAAAGAGCAAAUUAUUGAUGUUGUGAAGUUGAGUGCAAUGGUGUGUUCAGAAAUAAUUCCAAUGGUUACUGCUCAUGAGCUGAAGAAUGAAAUUAACCUGCCUCAACUUAAUGUGAUUAUUAAUGAGGACAUGAUAAUUAAGCCAAAGGCAAUCAUAGAGGUCUCCUAAUUAUCAUGAAGUCUAGA
Messenger RNA from Solanum tuberosum (potato), 947 nucleotides. RefSeq names its product bidirectional sugar transporter SWEET14-like. Gene Ontology annotation, molecular function: sugar transmembrane transporter activity. The coding region runs from base 46 to 930 and encodes 294 amino acids. Gene Ontology annotation, biological process: carbohydrate transport. The transcript is spliced from 6 exons. Gene Ontology annotation, cellular component: membrane. Lineage: Eukaryota; Viridiplantae; Streptophyta; Magnoliopsida; Solanales; Solanaceae. The record is from RefSeq and is a predicted model, not a curated record.